CCAUCAUGAGUUGGUUUAUGAAAAGUUGCACGCUCCCCCUGGUGUUGCUGUGCAUGUGGCAGCUGCAAGAAGGAGCACAAGCCUGCAGCUGUCUUCGAAUGCAUCCACAGACGCUGAUUUGCCAAGCCGACGUCAUUAUCAAGGCAAAGGUGGUUGCAGAGAAAUAUGAGGGGGAAUAUAACAACACCAUCAAGUAUGACAUCGACCAGACCAUGACAUUUAAGGGCCCUGAGAGGAUCUUUCAUACCGUCUACACGCAAUCUUCCUCUGCAAGAUGUGGAAGGACUCUGACCAUAGGAACAGAAUAUUUUAUCGCAGGCCUACUAAACUCUGAGGGCUUGCUGCGCAUCUCACUGUGCGACUACGUUGGGCCCUGGGAGGUGGUGAGGGCCGGCCAACUGAGCUUGGUACAGCGCUAUAUGAGGAACUGUGAUUGCGACAUCUCUUACUGCGCUGCCUUCUCGUGCGAUAUGAGCAACCCAACUGGGUGCUUGUUUGCAGACUGGCUCCCCUUUGAUUUAAUUUGUACCAAAAGACGUGAUGGCUCUUGUGCUUGGUACAAAGCGCCCGUCUUAGCCAAAUAGGCUUUCAUGGAUAUUGAAUACACCUCAAAUAUUACAAUGCAGAAAUGUCAAAAUUGCAAGUAAAUCAUCAAUUCAAAGAAAAGUGUUUUUCUUUGUUUAAGUAGUUUUUUUUUAAUGAUAAUCACGGAUUUGCACUUUCCAACUCCAAAUCACUUCUCUAUCAACAGAAAUACAUAGAAUCCUAAAGGGACAGUAUUGAGCUCUGCUGCAUUUUAUUGUGGCAGUCGCAUUAAUCUAUUUGGGGGUGGUGGGUUGAUUCCUCUUUUGUAUGUACAUAUUACAGUUUUAUUCUGAGAGAUACUGUAUACAAUUAGGGAUGGGUGCGCAGUACCUGGUACUCAGUGGUACCAAUUUUUGAUAUACUUCUGUGUGUGUUCAUGUGGUAAUAAAUGUUAAUUUGUUAAGUAAUUAUAUCAGUUAUACCAGUUAUUAUAUCCAGAUUUCUUACACUUCUGAUUCUCAUUUGUAAGUAUAGACUUUGCAUGCAGUUAUAAUUCCAAGAGUAGUAGUGUUGGCAGUAGUGUUAAGACUACGGCGUGUUGCCUAGUCAGGGAGUAGCCUUUGCCAUUAAUCUGAAUCUAGUCUUUUGUGGAGUCCUACAAAUCGUUUGUUCUUUAAGUGUUGUAUUUAUCACACACCAGCUGUUUGAUUGACCUUAGUUGUACUUUUCAUUAUUAAAUUUGGAGGUAUUGAAAUUGCCAUGUAAAUCGCCAAUGCCAAUCAGUAGCAUGUCUAUGGCAAAUCCAAUGUAAAUUAGCAUUGACAUAGCAUAUUUUGAAAAGUGGAGCCUAUUUGAAAUGUUUGGGAGAGAGAGAGAGAGCAACAAAUAAC
Messenger RNA from Entelurus aequoreus (snake pipefish), 1415 nucleotides. Its product is annotated as metalloproteinase inhibitor 2-like. Gene Ontology annotation, molecular function: protease binding; metalloendopeptidase inhibitor activity. Gene Ontology annotation, biological process: negative regulation of membrane protein ectodomain proteolysis; negative regulation of endopeptidase activity. The transcript is spliced from 5 exons. Gene Ontology annotation, cellular component: extracellular matrix. The record is from RefSeq and is a predicted model, not a curated record. The coding region runs from base 6 to 584 and encodes 192 amino acids. NCBI's taxonomy places the organism in Eukaryota, Metazoa, Chordata, Actinopteri, Syngnathiformes, Syngnathidae.